GAAGCUGGCUUGACUACGGAAGAAGGAAGCAAAGAACCGUUCACGGAACUCAACAGAAUAUUAGAUUGUUUGAAGCAGAAAGACUUGGGUCCCGCUUUAGAAUGGGCUCGUUCACAUAGAGACCAACUUGAAGCUCAGAGUUCGUCUCUGGAGUUCAAGCUUCAUCAACUACAGUUCGUGGGAUUAAUUCAGAAAGGACCCAGUUACCAAGGCGAAGCUAUCAGUUAUGCAAGAACUCAUCUAAGUCAGUUUGUUCAAAGGCAUGAAAAAGAGAUUCAAAAUUUGAUGGACAUCCUCUAUUUGCCACAUGGAAUUUCGAGUUCCUAUUCACAUCUACUGGAGACAAGUUUAUGGUCGGAAAAUGAGACAUUCACCAGAGACGCUUGCUCUCUAGGACUUAGUGUCGACAGUCCUCUUAGUGUAUGUAUAAAUGCGGGAUGCACGCUUGCCGCUUUGCUGAACAUCAAACAAGUGAUGCAACAAAGACAGGUGGCUGUCAUCUGGAUGAAAGAAGAACUGCCUAUUGAAAUCGACCUUGGCCGCGACAGCAGAUACCACUCAGUGUUCGCCUGCCCCAUCCUGCGUCAGCAGAGCUCCGACCUCAAUCCGCCCAUGCGCCUCGUCUGCGGACACGUCAUCUCCAGAGACGCGCUCAACAAACUUGGCACCAAUAAGUAA
Molecule: messenger RNA, 678 nt
Organism: Nilaparvata lugens (brown planthopper)
Lineage: Eukaryota; Metazoa; Arthropoda; Insecta; Hemiptera; Delphacidae
Product: E3 ubiquitin-protein ligase RMND5A-like
Biological process (GO): proteasome-mediated ubiquitin-dependent protein catabolic process
Cellular component (GO): GID complex; cytoplasm; nucleus
Molecular function (GO): ubiquitin protein ligase activity
Source: RefSeq, a predicted model, not a curated record